This is a messenger RNA of Rhopalosiphum maidis (corn leaf aphid), 480 nucleotides long. RefSeq lists its product as uncharacterized. NCBI's taxonomy places the organism in Eukaryota, Metazoa, Arthropoda, Insecta, Hemiptera, Aphididae. The coding region runs from base 1 to 480 and encodes 159 amino acids. The transcript is spliced from 3 exons. The record is from RefSeq and is a predicted model, not a curated record.
AUGACAUCAUACAUGCCAUGUUUUUGUCCAAAUUUAACGUGUUUUGCAUGCUACGUACGAUCAGUUUUUAGAGCAAUUGUUUUAAUAUCCAAUCCUGAUGAGCAAUCGAUUACCGAUCAUAUCAUGAAUAAUCACAUGAGUGCAAAACGGCCAAUCAUAAAAACCGUUUUAAAUUUUUUAUUAUCAAAUCACAUGCUUGAAUCUAAAGUGGAAUACGCAAUCAUCGGAAAUGAUGCAGAUAUACGUGGAGCUAACAAUUCAAACGAGACCCCUGUGUCGCUGGAAGAACACAGUACCGAUGUCGCAGCAGCAGCAUCAACAGCGACAUGCAGUAGCAUUAUCGAUCUUGAUGACGGUUCUCGUCAUAUUAUUAAUAAUCGGCACGUCGUCGCACGCUUGAAUUUUGUAUGUAACGUAUGCAAUAGACCGUGUUUAUCUGCGGCCGGACUCGGAAGCCACCGCCGCAUUCAUCGAUCGUGA